Messenger RNA from Megalobrama amblycephala (Wuchang bream), 1287 nucleotides. It is a transcript of the gene hykk.2, whose product is annotated as hydroxylysine kinase, tandem duplicate 2. The transcript is spliced from 5 exons. Gene Ontology annotation, molecular function: amino acid kinase activity. The record is from RefSeq and is a predicted model, not a curated record. Bases 82 to 1218 code for a protein of 378 amino acids. NCBI's taxonomy places the organism in Eukaryota, Metazoa, Chordata, Actinopteri, Cypriniformes, Xenocyprididae.
AAGGUGGAUGAUUAGUCUGUAAACCUCUUUUCUGAUCCACAUUCCGGAACAGAAGGGGGCGGUAAUGCACCAAAACGCUGGAUGCCAACCGCCGUAAAACAAGAAGAAGAAGAACCAGUUGUCUCACAAGUCCAACAUUCCUCAGCAGCCAUGGCAACAAAAGAAUCAAAGCCAAAUCUCAGCCAUUCCCAGGUUAUGGAGAUUAUCAAACGAGUCUAUGGUUUGACCGUGUCCAUUAUUCGACCGAUGCCCAGUUAUGAUGAUCAGAACUUUUACGUAGCUCCCAGUGAGGGUGGAGAAUAUGUGUUAAAGAUUAUGAACUCAGCAGACAGUCACAACAUCACUGUUAUUGAGCUACAAUCUCACUCAAUGAACUUCUUACACCAAAGAGGCCUUCCUGUCCAGACCACUCUGCCCACUCUGACUGGUCAACUCAUGAGCAUGGAAGAAUUUGAUUGUGGUUUUGGCAUGCAGAAAUAUUUAGUGCGCUUACUUACCUACCUGCCUGGCACUACCAUAGCCAAAAUUACCUGCAGUCCUCAGAUCUUGUAUGACGUUGGGAAAAUGGCCGCCACAUUGGAUACAGUAUUACUGCAAAUGGAGCAUCCAAACAUCACUGCCCUUCAGAGAGAAAAUUUUAUAUGGAAACUCACCAGCAUUCCGCUCUUAAAUCAGUAUAUUCAUGUGAUGGAUGGGGAUCCUGUACAAAAGGUUGUUAAAGCAGUUAUUGAGCAGUACCAGGUCCAAGUCAUGCCAAAGCUACCAUUGUUUCGCAAGUGCAUUAACCAUGGAGACUUCAAUGACCACAAUCUCUUGGUGAAACCUGAUGGACCCUCAGAGUACAAAAUCUCUGGGAUUCUUGAUUUUUCAGACAUGAGCUGUGGUUAUUUUAUAUUUGAGCUAGCCAUAACUAUCAUGUACAUGAUGAUUGAGAAUCCCAAUCCGGUCGAUGUCGGAGGGCCAGUGGUGGCGGGAUGGGAAAGUGUUUUACCUCUUAGUGAGGCAGAAAGAGACUCGCUGUAUUUGCUGGUUCUGUGUCGGUUCUGCCAGUCCCUGGUUCUGGCCCGGCAUGCUGUGAUACAGCAGCCAGAGAAUGAGGAGUACUUGAUGACCACUGCCAGAACAGGUGUGCGGCACCUCUGCCGUCUUUGGGAGCUGGGUAAAGAAGAAGUGGAAAAAAUAUGGUUCCAGAGUGCUGCACAGUUCAGCCAACCUUGACUGAGCAUUGAAGCACAACAGCUUGCUCCAAAAAAUAUGCAAUAAACCCCAAACUAUCAUCUUUCAAAA